Molecule: messenger RNA, 1089 nt
Organism: Aspergillus uvarum CBS 121591
Lineage: Eukaryota; Fungi; Ascomycota; Eurotiomycetes; Eurotiales; Aspergillaceae
Exons: 1
Coding region: 375-992 (205 amino acids)
Source: RefSeq, a predicted model, not a curated record
ACUUGCAUGCCUAGCAGAUGUAUUGCCACCGACUGACAACUAUGGCUCGCCUCAAUGCGAGAUUACGCUUCUCUUGACCUCAAAUGCCCGACAGUACAUCUCUUGCCUGCACUUUCCACAGGAUCAACUAUGAUGAAAUAUGGUUUCCCGAAACAUCCCCGCGCAGUCGACGGUAGAACUAUUUAAGAUCCAUAUGCUCCAAGAGAUGGAGAUCCAAGCCGAUAGCAACAAGAACUUCACUCGACCGUUUAAAAAACAUCGUCAUACAAUCUAACCCUCGUCCGGUACUUACAGUCUGGACUUUGUCACGGCAUUGUUCGCUCCAUACCUAUUAGACAGCACCAGCCGCCUACCCAAUUCAACAGCCCAACACCAUGGCCUCAAAACCGAACAACGACCCCCACCGCAAAACCUGCCUCAUCCCCUACGUUGAUCCCAACAUUGCACCCUCAGACAUCCAGGAGCGCCUCAAAGUCCUCCCCUUCCGGCGCAACAUUCUCCUCAUCCUCGCUCACUCGCAAGGCCUCUUCCCCCACAUCAGUGGCCUGCUGGGGGCCUGUUUCGACGGCAAGCAGCGGAAGCUCUCGCUCUUCGACUGGCAGGUGGUGGUGCUCCGAGUGUCCCACGCUCUCGAUGCGAAGUAUGAGUGGGAUGUCAACGUCCCCGUGGCCGAGGCGUUUGGCUUCCCUCCGGAGAAGGCCGAGGCCAUGGGAUGCUCGGCCCAGGAUGUGAUCGAGGGCAGGGGGCCGUGGAGUGAGCGGGAGCAGGUGAUCUUGCGGCUAGUAGAUGAGCAGGUGAAGGGGACGACCAAUGAGCCGGACACGGUGAAGGAAGCUCUGCAGCAUUUGGACGUGGACGAAGUGGUGGAGGUAUUGGUCAUGACCGGGAUCUACGCGAUGCUGGCGGGGGUGAUGAGGGGGUUGAAGAUCGACGACGAUGAGUUCAUUCCGGACUUCCAGGAGAAAAUUAGAGGUGCUGUGUCUGAGAAUUGACCGGAGGCUGCGGCAUACGUACACUCUUAAUUGCAAUGCUAUACCUACAACUAUACAUACCAAUAAUCUUUCCAUAUUCGGAAUAGAUUACCCUAAU